This is a messenger RNA of Spodoptera frugiperda (fall armyworm), 1061 nucleotides long. RefSeq names its product peptidyl-tRNA hydrolase 2, mitochondrial. Gene Ontology annotation, cellular component: cytosol; mitochondrion. The coding region runs from base 191 to 676 and encodes 161 amino acids. Gene Ontology annotation, molecular function: peptidyl-tRNA hydrolase activity. NCBI's taxonomy places the organism in Eukaryota, Metazoa, Arthropoda, Insecta, Lepidoptera, Noctuidae. The record is from RefSeq and is a predicted model, not a curated record. The transcript is spliced from 2 exons.
UCAGUCAUUGGUCAUUGUCAAAUGAUUGUCAAACAAACGUGUCCUCAGCUGAAGGCAGUGCGUGUAUAUUCAGUGAUUUCGAAUUUUACAUUCUAUAUAAGUGAAUCCACUGACCAGUAUAAAGUAUAAGCUUGAGCAGGCUCAACCUGUACAUUAUUUUAAAGGUGUAAUCAUUUCGUCCAAACAGAAAAUGGAGUUAAACUUUUCGUUCCUUACCGGGUUGGGUUGCGGCAUCUGCAUCGGCAUUUCAUUAUUAGCCCUAAAAAGAUAUUUUGGAGCCGCUGCUGAAGCUACAAAGGCUGUAAGGAAGUUUGCAUCAGACUCAGAAUACAAACUAGUGCUAGUUGUAAGGACAGAUCUAAACAUGAGCAAAGGCAAGAUUGCAGCUCAGUGCAGUCACGCUGCCGUUGGUGCCUUUGAAAAAGCACAAAAGAAAGAUCCAGAAGGAUUAAAAGUAUGGCAACAUACCGGCCAAGCAAAAGUAGCUCUUAAGACUGACUCCUUAGAUGAAGUAAAACAGAUUUGCGACAAUGCCAAAAAGAUGGGACUGAUUACUUCUUUGAUUAGAGACGCUGGCAGGACACAGAUUGCUCCGAACUCCAUCACAGUCCUCGGUGUUGGACCAGCCCCCAAAGAUAUCAUUGACAAAGUGACUGGACAUUUGAAGUUAUUGUAAUUAUAGGAUAUUGUUGUGCAAUCUUAUGCUGUUUACAGUUUUGUAAGAACAUGGUUACUGAACUUUUUUACAACUAAUUUGUCAAUCUGAUCAUAAUAAUUGGUACUAUUUUAUUGCUAUAUUUAACUGAUAUUGAAUUGUAAUGUAGAUUUUGCACUCAGUAAUGUAAAAUUAAGCAAUAGUAAAGGCACAGGUAGUAGAAUUUAGUGAUGUGCUAUUGUAUUCUCUAGAGAUCAACAAGUACAAGUUAUCAAAUGUUAAUUUUCUUCAACUUCUUUGUGAUAUGUCUCUAAUAUCUUGUAUUUUACUAUUAUAUCAUCUUUUUAAAUGUGACAAAGCCAAGUGGAUAUUUAAUCUUACAAUAAAUAAAAAGUAAGGAACUGAA